Monosiga brevicollis MX1 is the source of this 372-nucleotide messenger RNA. RefSeq lists its product as uncharacterized. The transcript has 2 exons. The record is from RefSeq and is a predicted model, not a curated record. Lineage: Eukaryota; Choanoflagellata; Craspedida; Salpingoecidae. Bases 1 to 372 code for a protein of 123 amino acids.
AUGGGACAGCCAGCAAGGGAUAAUGACGAUAAUGAUAAUGAUGAUGAAUGUACCCGACAACAACACCCUCCCUUGCUAUGGCAACCCCAACCCCCAGCAGCACGAAGCCAGCCCGACCACCGGAUACCCAGCGAGAGGGAGGGAGGGAGGGAUCAACCCCCGCCUUCUCCAAAAGCGAGUCGACUCUCUCUCUCUCUCUCUCUCUCUCUCUCUCUCUCUCUCUCUCUCUCUCUCUCUCUCUCUCUCUCUCUCUCUCUCUCUCUCUCUCUCUACCAAACCAAUUCAUCUCUCUCUCUCCUUCUCUCUCUCUCUCUCUCUCUCUCUCUCUCUUUCUCUCUCUCUCUUCUCUUACUGCUGCUGCAUCAGCGUUAA